Entelurus aequoreus (snake pipefish) is the source of this 1531-nucleotide messenger RNA. RefSeq names its product heterogeneous nuclear ribonucleoprotein A/Ba (gene hnrnpaba). The coding region runs from base 172 to 1170 and encodes 332 amino acids. Gene Ontology annotation, cellular component: nucleoplasm. The record is from RefSeq and is a predicted model, not a curated record. Lineage: Eukaryota; Metazoa; Chordata; Actinopteri; Syngnathiformes; Syngnathidae. Gene Ontology annotation, molecular function: RNA binding. Gene Ontology annotation, biological process: regulation of gene expression. The transcript is spliced from 9 exons.
CCAUUCCCCCUCCCGCCCCCACCGGUGUUAGAAAACCAGCCAACGACCGUCGCCUUGUGGGAGAAUCCAUUUUAAAGAGAGCACUCCAGUUGCGUGAUUAGCAAAUAGGUCUGCGUACUUUACUUUAAACAGCCUUUUCCCCCCCUCAAUUGGCAAGUGUAUUAACACAAAAUGGCCGACGUCGAGCAACAGUACAUGGAGACAUCAGAAAACGGCCACGAAGUCGACGACGACUUUAGUGGAGGCGACCAGGCCGGAGGAAACGACGACUGCGGCGGCGCAGGGGCCGACGACAACUCGCAGAACGGCGGCACAGAAGGCGGUCAAAUCAACGCGAGCAAGGGCGAGGAGGAUGCAGGGAAAAUGUUUGUUGGUGGCCUUAGCUGGGACACAACCAAGAAGGAUCUCAAAGAUUACUUCUCCAAGUUUGGCGAGGUGUCAGACUGCACCAUUAAAAUCGACCAGACAACAGGCCGGUCACGAGGCUUUGGCUUUAUUCUUUUUAAGGAGCCUGCUAGCGUAGAUAAGGUUCUGGAACAGAAGGAGCACAGGCUGGACGGGCGACAGAUUGACCCCAAGAAAGCUAUGGCCAUGAAGAAGGACCCAGUCAAGAAGAUCUUUGUGGGGGGCCUUAACCCAGACACUGCAAAGGAUGUCAUUGAGGACUACUUUAAAACAUUUGGAGAGAUUGAAACAAUUGAGCUUCCUCAAGACCCAAAGACUGAGAAAAGAAGAGGUUUUGUAUUCAUCACAUACCAGGAAGAGGGUCAUGUGAAGAAAGUCAUGGAGAAAAAAUACCACACUGUCGGUGGAAGCAAGUGUGAAAUUAAGAUAGCCCAACCCAAAGAGGUCUACCAGCAGCAGCAGUAUGGUGCUCGUGGAUUCAGCGGUGGUCGCGGAGGCAGGGGAGGCCGUCCAGGUCAGGGCCAGAACUGGAAUCAAGGUUACAACAACUACUGGAACCAGGGAGGAGGAGGAGGCGGAGGCGGAUACAACCAGGGCUAUGGCUAUGGACAGCAAAGCUAUGGCGGCUACGGUGGUGGCUAUGGCGGCUAUGACUACUCUGCUGGUUAUUACGGCUAUGGGGGUGGCUACGAUUACAACCAGGGCAAUACAAGCUAUGGGAAAACUCCAAGACGUGGCCACCCGAGUAGCUACAAGCCAUACUGAUCACACGUAGUGCAGGUCUAACGUAAAUAAGAAAAAGAGAUCCAUGGUCAGACCACAGCGACCUUGGGCUCUGGCUUUUCCUUUGGAGUUGGCAGAAAAUUUGGACUCAUGCUCCAUUUGUACAGAUCAAGUGAGGAACUGGGGAAGCAAAUGUCACUUUUCCACUUUUAUUUUAUAUUGUUUUGUGUCCAUUUACAUUUCCAGUGAUGGAAGUGUUAUUUUUACUGUACUUUUUGGUACCUUUUGAAUCUAAUGUAUUGUAUGGUUGUAUUUUUACAUGUCUACUGGAUUUACAAACAAAACAGCAAGAGCUUUUAAAGCUCACAAAUAAAACAAAUUAGGCUUUUUUUUUUCCAGUGUA